This is a messenger RNA of Monomorium pharaonis (pharaoh ant), 2641 nucleotides long. It is a transcript of the gene Spindly, whose product is annotated as intraflagellar transport protein 74 homolog. Gene Ontology annotation, molecular function: beta-tubulin binding. Gene Ontology annotation, biological process: cilium assembly; intraciliary transport involved in cilium assembly. The transcript has 2 exons. Gene Ontology annotation, cellular component: intraciliary transport particle B; centrosome; cilium. The record is from RefSeq and is a predicted model, not a curated record. Lineage: Eukaryota; Metazoa; Arthropoda; Insecta; Hymenoptera; Formicidae. Bases 331 to 2310 code for a protein of 659 amino acids.
CCUAUUAUUUCAUUUUUAUAAAAACUAUAAGACUAGAUAAAGAAAAGAAAUUCUCAAUUUAUUUCUCUACGAGGAACAGUAUAGUUAGUUUUGCAUCAAACGUGGAAAUUGAUAAAUACAACGAACCACGUAAAUACUAGUUUCUAUGACUACGAUAAGCAAAACAUUGUUAUUUCCCGUCGCGACGUCGCAGAUAUCCCACCAGUCCUGUCAAAUAAAUGCAUGAUACACUGUCAAUCAUUAUCGAUUCCCUCUAUCUCCUAAUUAACAUCCAAAUUCAAAUAAACACUUGCAAUUGACAUUCUAAUCUAAAGAGCUCAUUUACAAGAAAUGGAGUCCGAGAAAAACUUAAUUUCUGGUUCUGGUAAGAGCGGAGAACGACCGAUUACUCGAUGGCGACGAGACCAGGAGGACGCGACUAGUACCCCGAGCAAGAUGGACACCAACAGGCCGCCAACGGGCAUCGUUAGACCUCAGAGCAAGUACGAGCGGCCUAAAUCUCGACGCGGGCAUAAGGACGAGUCAUCGGAGUAUGUUAGUUCAGCUACGUAUCGUUCAGCAACACCCGGACGCCUCGCUUUAGCGAGACCACCAUCGGCAUCCUUUCUCUCUAAUCGUGCACCGACUGCAGGCUCAAGCCUCAGAAUAGGUUCUGGACUGAAUCGUACCAGCACAGGAUUAGCAACCGCCAAGCAGUUCAACGUCAGCAUGCUGGACAGGCCGAUUACGCAACAUGGGAUAGCGGGUGUACGACCUGGCACCACUAGGGGUCUGCCAAUGACAAGACAGAUUCAAGAUAAGAGAUACUAUGAGGGCCUGCUGCAGUUGAAAAUAAGGGAACUGACGCAAGAGAUUGCAACAAUAAUGAAGGACAUUGAAGCGCAGAACAAGGAGAAGGCCACUUUUUUGCACUAUGAUAAGAGAGCCAAGAGUCUGGCCGCGGAGUUGACGACUCUACAGGCUGAAUUAGCCGACUAUAAUCUUGUCGUGGAUAAAAUGACUCUGGACGUUGACAAGGAGGUGAUCGAACAAGAGGCCAAGGAGCUGGCACUGAUGAAUGAACGUAGGAUGGCGGAAGUCGAGCGAAUGUUCGAGCAACGAAAACAGAUGGAACAGAGAUUGCACAAGAUGGAAAAAGAUAUUGAAAAUGAGAGAAAAAGAACCGAACAUAUAAUUGAAAGUAUGGAUCCGCAUACAAAGGCAAAGUAUGAUGAUCUGUUUCGACAAAAGACGGAAUUGCAGGAACAAGCUCAACAGAUGCAACGCGAAUUGGACCAGUUGUCCAAAGAGCAAGCACACUUGGAAGAACAAAUUGCUCUUUCCCAACUGAAACAGGAGGCAGUGAAGCUGCAAGUGAGAAUCAUCGAAGCGGAAGAGAAGCGGGACAAAUUGCAGGAGGAAGAACGUAAAAAAUUGUCGCCGGAAGACGAGAGAGAGCAACUUCUGCAGAAGAUCAAGCGUGACAAUACCGACAUUGCCGCGACGGAAGCUCAAAUAGCCGAGAAGGAGAAGAAGGUAGCGGAACUCGAGCAACAACUAGAGCAGCUGGAAACCAAUAUAGAGGAUAAUCAGUCGGAGAAGCAAGUCAAAUAUCAGGAACUGCGUAAACGCGAAGAGAUGAUGGAGGAGUUUAUGUCCACGUAUGAACAGAGCAAACAGGAAGAAAUGGAAAGGCUGGAAAAACUUGAGCGAGAAAUUGUUAACAAGUUAGAGACCGUGGCAAACACAGUGGAGAACAACGAAUAUCUUACAGAAGCCGAAGAAACAGCUAUUUUGCGCGAUAAAUUUCCAUACAACGAUUAUGAAACUAUCCACCUCGAAGAUAAUUUUGAAGAACUAAAGAAAGAUUACGCAACUAUGCAACAGACGUUCAACAGAUUGAGGAUCCUAGAAGAGAAACUACAGCUAGAAUCCAAGCAAAUGAAAGAGAAGUUGAAAAAGCAACAGAGCGAGUUGAUCGUUCUAGAGGAUCUGGAUGGCUUGAAAACGCGAAAUAAACUCGAACGGGAUGAGCUGAUCGUCGAAAAAAAAGAACUGGUGUCUGAAGAAUCUAUUUGUGAGGACGAGCUGAAGUCACUACGAGCGGAAUAUAAUGCGCUUAAAGAAAAAGUAGAGAAAUAUGCAAUUUAUCCGGAAAUUAGUAGCUUAGAAGAUAAGUUAGAAAAAUUGAAAGAAGAUAAUAAAAAGAUCGAAGAAUUUAUAGCUAAAGAAAAGGAACGUAUUAAUUACGAGCCGCUCAAAGAUAAAGCUUUCAAACUAAUUAACGAUUACAGCUUGUUACUUCAAGAAAAUCUAAAAUCUGUUUAUUAGAUAAACUUACUUCCUGUAUGUAAUAGUACUUUUAUACUUCUGUUUAUUAUAAAAUAAUAAUAUAGUAGAUAUAUACAAAAUAAUAAAUAGAGAAUAAGACAGCAGAAAUUCUCACAGAGUCAAAAAUCUUUUUUUCCAAAUUAUAUAGUUUGUUAAAUUUCUCUUACAAAUUCCAAUUUGACUACUUUACUUUUAAAUUAUAGUUAUCUUAUAUGUAUUGUUGUUAUUCUUAAUAUUAAUUACUAAUGUUUAUUUUACUUUUAUUACAGUCGAACUCUGAAGGAAGCGGAAUUUUAUUUGACAAUAAAAGUGCAACAAAAUUCUUCUCAAA